CUACUCAACAAGACUGGCCAAGGAUAUAUCGUUGACGAUCGGCUCCGACAGUGAAAGCUUUUGGCUGUCAAGCUUUGCCAAACUUCCUUGGCUGAGAGCCGCUGCGCGAAGCAAGCCGGGUAGGGUUUUACCCGUGCAGUUGCCGAAGCCUUUCUAUCACCAUGACGAAUUGCAUCUUAGUUCGCUCAUCGGCAUCCGGCUAUCAUGCAACGGACGAAAAUCUCUCGUGCGGAGAAGUAAACCGUCAUAGACCUGGGCUACUUUUCCGCUAUGCUUUUCCGCCGAGCUUGUCGGAAGGCGGAAUUCCCCACCUGCCAGUAGUUGGGAGAUCUUCAGGAUUAAAGAAGUCUGGGGAUUGCUAUAACUGGUUGAGUAUUUAUUAAUGUCGCUGUUGUAAUUCUGCACAUUGACUUACGGCCUUUCUCUCUCUCUCUCCAUUCACGACACGCACUGUAUCUCACAAUGUCGCUCCCAACGCACUUCACGCUCAAUACUGGAGCCAAAAUCCCUACAGUAGGGUUUGGCACAUGGCAGGCCAAGCCCCUCGAGGUCGAGAAUGCCGUGGAGGUGGCACUUAAGCAGGGAUAUCGACACAUUGACUGUGCUGCUAUAUAUCGCAACGAGUCGGAAGUUGGCAACGGAAUUCGCAAGUCUGGGGUCCCUCGGGAGGAGAUCUUCAUUACCGGAAAGCUCUGGAAUACGAAACAUGCGCCGGAGGAUGUCGAGCCUGCUUUGGAUAAGACACUCAAGGAUCUCGGUGUUAGCUAUCUGGAUUUAUAUCUGAUGCACUGGCCCUGUGCUUUCAAAUCCGGUGACAAGUGGUUUCCCCUCAACGAAGACGGCGUGUUCGAGUUAGCGGAUGUCGACUACAUCACCACCUACAAGGCCAUGGAGAAGUUACUCUCGACAGGGAAGGUGCGCGCAAUUGGUGUAUCUAACUUCAACAUUCGCCGCUUGGAAGAACUGCUCGGUCAGGUCUCGGUCGUACCAGCUGCCAAUCAGAUUGAAGCUCAUCCUUACCUGCAACAAGCGGACCUCCUUCGUUUCUGCCAAGAAAAGGGAAUCAUCGUCGAGGCUUACUCGCCUCUGGGCAACAACCAGACCGGCGAGCCACGGACGGUCGACGACCCUCUGGUACACAGCGUUGCCGGAGAACUGAGCAUGGAUCCUGGUCCACUGUUGGCUAGCUGGGGAGUCCAGCGUGGUACUGUGGUCCUGUCCAAGAGUGUCACCCCAUCUCGUAUUGCGGCCAACCUCCAAGUUAAGCACUUAUCGGAGGAUGCGUUCGCCCGUCUUUCCUCCCUCGAGCGCCACAAGCGUUUCAACUUCCCCGCUUUCUGGGGUUACGAUAUUUUCGAGGAGGUGGGCGAGGAGGCUGUCCGCAAGGCGGCGCUAGAGGCGGGUCCUGUGAACAAGACCAAGUUCACGGUAUAGAUGAAAUGUGGUGAUAUUGGACAUUUCUUUUCAUUUGCAUCCACCGGCUUGGAUGUUUCUUGUCUUUGUUCACAGUCUGGAGCUGACCAAUUUUAGUCACACUUGUAUGUACAUGAAAUUAAAUGGAAU
Messenger RNA from Aspergillus pseudonomiae, 1563 nucleotides. RefSeq names its product NADP-dependent oxidoreductase domain-containing protein. The record is from RefSeq and is a predicted model, not a curated record. Gene Ontology annotation, molecular function: aldose reductase (NADPH) activity. Lineage: Eukaryota; Fungi; Ascomycota; Eurotiomycetes; Eurotiales; Aspergillaceae. The transcript has 2 exons. Gene Ontology annotation, cellular component: cytosol. Bases 463 to 1434 code for a protein of 323 amino acids.